Eubalaena glacialis (North Atlantic right whale) is the source of this 4930-nucleotide messenger RNA. RefSeq names its product zinc finger protein 438 (gene ZNF438). The transcript has 12 exons. Bases 2089 to 4647 code for a protein of 852 amino acids. Gene Ontology annotation, cellular component: nucleus. Gene Ontology annotation, molecular function: DNA-binding transcription factor activity, RNA polymerase II-specific; sequence-specific DNA binding. The record is from RefSeq and is a predicted model, not a curated record. NCBI's taxonomy places the organism in Eukaryota, Metazoa, Chordata, Mammalia, Artiodactyla, Balaenidae. Gene Ontology annotation, biological process: regulation of transcription by RNA polymerase II.
CAGGGUUCCUGCGUAGACCGCCCCCCCCGCCCGGGCUUCCUCUGGGGUCCCGCGAGCGACCAGGUGGCUGAGGCGGAGCCGCUUGCAGGGAUGACCACUUGCUGCCUCAGUGUCCUUUCCGCGUACACUGGAGGCGAAGCGGCCUCCGGCCUCCCUCCGAGGCAGCCCCAGGGCCGGGCGCGUCGUGAGAGCACGCGAGGUGACACUAGCAUGUGACCGCGCCAGGAGAAAGCGUACAAAGGCAGUGGGCUACUCUGCGAACGUGGGGAGCCGCAGCCCUCUGACAGAGGUCUCGUGGGCCGGGGUCCUUGCCGCGGGUCUGCCUCCCGCCUUCCUCCGCCCGCUCUGAUCCUGGACCGUCCUCGAGCCCGACGGCCGAUCUGAACGUGGUGGACGGGGGCCAAGAAGUCGCUGGAAGCGUCACCGCAGCGCUCUGGGCGGUUAUGAGGCCCCGCCGUGCGGGUUUGCAGAGAGAACUCUGAGCGCCCCGGAGGAGUCGCGGGGUGCUGCCGUGUCCCUUUGGAACGCCCCGCCGUCGUAGCUGCCUGCCCGCCCGGGCUUGGUGCGCCGCCCACGCGUUAGUGCUGUGCCGAACUCGUUCUCAGAUUCAGGGCAAGUGCUUGUCAGGAACUUCGAAGGGCAGAGGACCGGGCACCCCCGGUGCAUUUAUUCAGGAGACUGAGAGAUCAGCUCCAGGGCCUAAUACUCUUCCAUCCUAGUUUGAAGGGCCUUAGACUCGGAACGCAGGGAUUCGAACCUUUGUUCUGCUUGUUACUAGCCUUUGCGUCCAAAGAUGUGUCACCCAAACUUGGAACUUGCGCUUUCUCCCUAAAAUGGGAGAUGAUGGUAUGCGUACCGUUGCUCUGCUGAGGGUCAGCUGUGGUCAUGAAGCUGAAAACGAGAGGCUGGCCCAGUACGGUGUCGUGAUUAAGAAAUCCACGCCGGUUCCCUAACCUGGGGAAGAGGUGCGUUGUGCUUUCCGAGUCAGGUCCUGAGUCGGAAGCGGAACUAGAGCAGCAAAUGAGACGACGUCUCCAACCUCGUGCAGCUCACGUUCCGGCGGGGCCUCGGGCAGCACAGAGCAACUGUGUGUGCCGGGAGCCAUCAGAGUCCCCACUUUACGCGGGAGAAGACAGAGGCACAGAGAGGUUCAAAGUGACCCGCCUGCUGGCACCCAGCUGGGCAGUGAUGGAGCUGGGAUUCAAACCCCAAGCCGUCUGCCUUCCAAGCCCAUGCAGUUUAUCCCUGUAACGCCCUGCAAGUCGACACGUUGAGUGGGCCCUUGGAUGUAUGGAUGUGGAACUCAGGGGAAUGGUCAGGGCUGAAGACACACGUUUGGCCUUUCAUUACUUGAUUGCGUUCAGGCAGCCGGCAUCCAAUAUUCCCCCUCCGUGAGGUUCAGAGGGUGAGAGAAGGAGGAUCUGGUGAUAUUUGUCAUGAGUGGAAUUAUGUGGAACAAUGUGGAAACACAGGAACUUGAACCAUACACACAAAAAUAGGUUCACGUCGAAGCCUUAACCCGCCGUGUCACUGUGUUGGAGAUCGGGCUUUUAAGGAGGCGAUUAAGGUUAAAUGCGAUUGUUGGGGGUGGAUCCUGAUCCUACAGAACUGGUGUCCCCACGAGAAAGGGAAGAGACACCAGAGAGCUUUCUCUGCCACAUGAGAACGUGGUGAGAAGCAGGCUUUCUGGAUCCCAGGAAGAGCAUUCUCACCAGGACCCAACCGUGCUGGGCUGCCAGCCUCCAGAAUGGAUUAAAAGGAUUUACCAUACAUCUUAUGACUCUUUACUAGAGCCUUGGGAGAUAGAUAUGUUUUCUAUAAGUGGAGCAUAGUUGGAUUUCAUAGUUGGAGUUUUUAACCUAAUGGGAGGAACCUUUGUCUUUUAACAGAUAAAGAUGAAUGUCAUGUCUCAACCAACACUGAAAAUGUGAAGUUUAGAAGACAUUUGCUAAGUCAAGUCACCUCAUCCGGGUCAUGGAGAAUGUCUCCCAUCAUUUAUCUUCUUGGCUAACACUUCGAUCUUACUGCUCUUCUGUUGAAUCUUAAGCAGUUUCAAGGCAAAUUGUUAUUCAAGUCAAAGACAUCAUAAUGCAGAGUGCUUUCUCAGUACCACCAAAAGAUCAAGGAGGUGUUUCCCUGCUCACCAGUCCUGUUGACAAACAGCUGACUCAGAAGAAGUCGGAAUCUCCUGGAAAGACAGCAUGCACAGGUGAAUCAAACAGCCCUCCUGGAACGAUUCAGGGUGGGAAGGGUCUGCAGGGUAAGAGUCAGUUUAGAACCAUCGCUCCAAAACUUGCGCCCCAAGUCCUGGCGCCCAGAGUGCUCCCGGGCCCGGCGCCCUCCCUCUCUGACCACGCGCAUCCAGGCCCCUCCCUCGGCUCGAAGGCCCUGGGGAUGCCCCCCCAGAAUUACGCGCUGAUGCAGGUGGCCGGCCAGGAAGGGACCUUCUCUCUCGUCGCUCUGCCACACGUCGCCUCGGCUCAGCCACUCCAGAAACCCAGACUGCCUCUGCCCAAGAACCUGAAGCUGCCCAUCCCCCGGUACCAACGCCCAGGACAUAGCAAAGGAGCCAGAAAGAAACCGGGGUUCAGCUCCUCUGACAGGGGCUGUAGCCAAGCUCCCGCCCAAACCCAAGCAGCCCCUCCCCUGCCUGAACAUCCCGAGGCCCCGCACAAGCCCAGCCAACCCAAGCCGGCGCUGGCACCCGGCCAGGCCCCGGCCUCGCUGACCAAUGGGGGUGGCCAUGGAGACCCUGGGCCCCCAGGGACCAGCGACCACGGAGGUCGGGACCCUCCCGCCGCCCCAGCGCUGUCCACACCGGAGGAGCCCUCUGCCGAGCGGGGCCUCCCGAAGAGUUCAGGGAGAGCAGGCGUUGCAGGCAAGAAGCCCUCCAGGAAGCCUACUGUUUCCAGGGGAGAACUUAGAGAACAGGUCGACCUUGCCAGAGCGGCGAGCCAUUUGUCGCCAGGCGUUACUGGAAACGCGGUUCAGGUGGUCUCUUCCAUCCCCGGAGGUAAAGUGCCCAUCCUGCCCUACUCAAGAACGAGGGCGUCGCAAGUUUACAAAGGCGGUGCAGCUGUGAACCUUGAGGAUGUUUCUCUCCCUGGGCUCAGGGCAGCCGGUGAUAAGACCUCAUCCGUCCUGGAAGGCUUCUGUUCGGCCCCCCAGGUGGCCGACAGGGGACCUGCCCCACAGGCAUCAAGGCAGAGCCCCUGCGACAGGGCCUACUGUCCGGCCACCAAAGCCGACCUCAACCACAAAACAAAACCGAACGGCGGGGCAGCCAAAAGAAGAGGAAGAAAACGGAAGGUCCCGGAUGAACUUCUGACAUUUCAGGGUAAAAGGAGGAAAUGUGUCAUUAGUAAGUGUAAAGAUGGCAAAGAAAGAGCCAAAGCCGAUCCCCAAGAGUCCAGGGACCAAAAACCUGGGGUUGUGAAAAAAUACCGUAGCAUCAUGCCCAAACCUGUCCUGGUCCUGCCGGCCCUGGCUCCCCUGGCGUCGCCCGCGGCCACGUUACAGCCCCCCGCGCCCAGCAGCCGGGGGCACGCGUCGUUCAAUCACUCCCUGGCCCCCAAGCAUCCGGGCUGCAGGCCGGACGAAGGCCCCUCCCCGAAGCCCGGCUCGACCUUCAGAAAUGGGUUCUCCGGCCUCAAGAAGCCUUGGCACGGUUGCCACGUGUGCGAGCACGCCUUCCAGCCCAAGCAGCACCUCCGCGAGCACGCCAACACGCAUGCCGACAGCCGGCCCUGCAGCUGCCGCCUCUGCCGCAAAGCCUACGUGCGGCCGGGCAGCCUGAGCGCACACGUGCGGCUGCAUCACGGCGACUCCCGGCCCAGGAGGCUCGUGUGCUGCGAAUUCUGCGCGAAGGUGUUCGGCCACGUCAGAGUCUACUUCGGCCACCUGAAAGAGGCGCACGGGGUGGCCGUCAGCACCGAGCCGCAGCCGCAGCCGCAGCCGCAGCCGCAGCCGGGGGACCUGCUGAGGACCCGGGAGCAGACUGCCCGAGGGAUGGAGGGACCGGUGGACAGGGAGACCAAGUCCAGCCUGGAAGAAGACCUCCUUCUGAACCAGGCUGAUGAGGUCAAAUUCCAGAUCAGAUGUGGCCGCUGUCAGAUCACUGCCCAGUCUUUUGCUGAAAUCAAGUUCCACCUGCUUUACGUUCAUGGAGAGGAGAUCCAGGGCCAGUUGCAAGAGGAGAUCUCACCCUCCUUGGGAAGCAGGGGAGCUCAGGGAGAACUGGUUCCACAGGCUGCUCCUUUCUGGAAACAUCCUGAGAGAAGAAAGCAGCUUAAGCACCGUCCCUUGGACGGGGAACUCUGUGCAGUCCCCAGAUUGAAAAAGCAGCUCUACCUCCGUCAUCAGAAUGAUGUGGAGAUACUUGCGAAACAUGAAGGCGCCCAGCCAGGACCCAGUGAGCCCGGAGGACACCCCCAGGGCCCCGAGGGCCCCGGCCCCGACGCUGCCCUCUCCCCACCCCGGCCUGGCUUUAACUGCGUCCUUUGUGCACAGACGCUGGGGAGGAGGGAAGAACUGCUCCUGCACUGGGAAGAGCAGCACAGGUGCCAGGACCCGCCGACCCUCUGGAAGCUUCUGAGCUCGCUCUCCAGCCAGGGCGCCGCCCAGCGUUCCGGCCAGAGCGGAAAGUGAGAGAGACCGGAAAAUGAGACGGCGAGCCGAGCCGAGGGGGAAGGGGAGGCGCUCUCUCCGCUUCCUCUGUUCCGUGGAGGUGCUUCACGACAGAAAUCAAGCAAGUUAGGGUCAGCAUUAAUGAGCAGAAGUGAUUUCUGUACAUACUUUUAUUCUUUUAUGAAAUAUAUAUGUACAUGUGCCCUUGAUGCGUAUUUUUCUCACGUAAUGCAGUUUUAUUUUAAAAUUCUAUGUCCUGUUAGUAUCUGAGACUUUAUUUCAGAUUCAAUAAAAAGAUAAAUUU